AUGGUGCAUUUCCACAUUGGAGAUCAUAUCUCUACUCUGCGCCUUGAGGAUAUGAAAGUUGGGAACACAAUUGCCCUCAUGGUGCCAGAGAAGCACAAUUUUGUAGACAAGACGCUGGGCAUCAAACACUCGCGGCAGGACACAGCUUUCAUCUUUCGUUCAGCGCUGCAUCCUUUGAUUUCAGAAGGCGAGAAAAUCAUGGAGGGUGAGUUUUGCUUCCAGUGCCGCACACCGACGUCGUCGCGGUGUGCAAAGUGCGGCAUUGCACUCUACUGCAGUAAGAGCUGCCAAGACAAGCAUGAGUUGCAUAGAGGCUUGUGUCCUCAAAUGACUGUUCUCCGAAACCUGUUGCACAUGGACUUCGCCGCGCCACCCGUAGCAGCGUUGCAGACGUGCGCAACUUUGGCUUGCCGAAGUGCUUGUGCACUACCCCGUCCCUGCCCUUGCUGUGGAUUCCAGGACAAGGAGCUAGGCAACAGUGAUGAGUGUCCCGGUCGUGGGCUACUCAACCAUCUCGACUAUCCACCUGCAGCGUGCCUCCCGCGCAAAAGUGAUGCGAGUCAACAGUUCUACUACACACCUGAGGGUGUUCCAAGACGGCACUGGGCCUUAGUCGCGGAAGUGACGCAGGCUUUGCCGGACAUGAUUGUGGCAGAGACCAAAUUUGGCGAGGAAGUGUGCUUGAAGACAAAUGGCUCCUUGAACACAUCCGUCUGGAAGCAUGGCAACUGCAUCAUUGCUUUUUACGCCCUGCUUGCGGACAGCAAGACCGAUGAGAUGCCAGAGUUGAAGAUUCAGUUCGAUGAGAUGCAAGCCUUGCAGAUCCAAACCAGGGAGGGCUUACGAGAGCUGCUAGCUGCAGAGGCAGAGGUUCUCGCAAAAGUCCCUACAACAACGACGGAUGCGAGGAAGGCGUGGGAGAAAGGGGUACCCUCACCCAUGACAUUCGGCAAGAACCUCCUAAGCAAUCUCCACGUUCAUGAUGAAACGGUGGUGACCUACUUGGCUUACUUGCAAGUGAUGGACUGUUUCCGCGACUAUUGCAGCGGCCCAUGGGACUGUCAUCGGUUGACAGUCCCAUGGGCCGCACGGUCCAGCGCGGCUCCAUUCCAAGACAGCGUAGACUCUGUAGACAGUGCUGGCCCAACCUGUGCAACGAGGGAGAAGGAGGUGAACACGCAAGGCAUGGAAGCAGAGAAGCCUGAAACAUGCGAGCACCUUGACUCUCCACCGUCGCCACCCACGCCGGAGCAGGAAGGUACCCUGAAACCGAGACACAACAGGACAUACACUAAGGCUGAGGUCUUUGCCGACUUGCAGGCCUUGUUGGCUGACUAUCCCUCCGGUCUUGCCAGCAGCAAGCUUCCAGAAGCCUUCCAGUCAAGGUACAGCCGACCGCUCAAGCCGAAGGCAUUUGGCUUCAACUCGUGGAGGAAGCUCUUGGAGGCUUGCCCCGGCUUGAAAGUUUCGGGAGAGGCUGGACAGGACAUGUUGGUCAAUCUCAAAAGUUCCGCGGCGGGGCACCCUCAGACCACCACCAGCGCACUCACGCCAACGAUUCCUACGCCUUUCCCGCACUUUGGUCCAAUACAGCUGAAGCCAAGCAACAUCUUCUUCACACACGACAGCAUCCUGAGCAAGUUCAGAGAUGGGCGACUUGUGCGAGAGACGCUUCGGCAGCUGCGCGCAGGUGACAUCCAACCCGACGCCAUUCCAACCAUGAAGGUUUGCCACCACGCAGCUGCGGGGUACCCUAUCCGUUUCUGGACGUACACUGGAAAUCGCCGACUCUGGGUCUUCAGGCAGCUGGAAGAAGAGGGCUUGAUAAAGGAGGUGGGUGUGCAGUUUGUGAACAAGAUCGUGCCAGCUUUUCGGUUAACCACCCGGAAUGGCGGCGUUUCUCUCCGCAUCCGUGGUGAAUAG
This is a messenger RNA of Symbiodinium natans, 1923 nucleotides long. NCBI's taxonomy places the organism in Eukaryota, Dinophyceae, Suessiales, Symbiodiniaceae. The record is from the annotation of a GenBank genome assembly.